Dentiscutata erythropus is the source of this 1326-nucleotide messenger RNA. NCBI's taxonomy places the organism in Eukaryota, Fungi, Glomeromycota, Glomeromycetes, Diversisporales, Gigasporaceae. The record is from the annotation of a GenBank genome assembly.
GUUGCUGCAGAUAGUAAAUUUAACGAUAAUUGGGAGCGUCUAGCACAAGGCAUCCGAGAAAUUCAAAGAAAAAAUUCAUCGACCCUAAGUAUCGAGGAACUCUACCGCAAUGCUUAUAACAUGGUCCUUCACAAAAAUGGAGACAAGUUAUACAAUGGUUUAAGAGGAAUUAUUACUCAACAUUUAGAAAAAGUGGUCGAAGAGCAAAUCAUUCCGGCUUUUCCAAAUGGUGGCGUAAAUUUUUUAAAAGUGUUAGAGAAUGUUUGGGAAGAUCAUAAAACAUGUAUGCGUUUGAUUGAAAUCAUUUUUACGUUUAUGGAUCGUGUAUAUUCCAAAGAUGAAAACGUUCCUCCAACAUACAAUUUAGGAUUAGAGCUUUUUAGGGAUACAAUAAUUCGAUCGACAAAAUAUCCUAUCCAAAGUCAUCUUCUGGAUGCUCUUUUGAAUCAAAUCCUUCUUGAACGUGAAAACGAGAUCAUUGAUCGUUCCAAUAUCAAAACAUUGAUGGACAUGCUGCUCGAGUUAACUGAUACAAAUAAGAAGGAUACAGUCUAUGCAGUUGAUUUUGAAGGUAGAUUUCUGGAAUCAAGUUCUGAAUACUAUCGAGUUGAAGGUCAAAUGCUCAUAAGUGAACAUGAUGCGCAGGAAUUUAUGAAAAAAGUUGAAAAUCGUCUUAAUGAAGAGGAUCUACGUGUGCACGCUUACCUUUCGCAAACCACAGGACCUAAAAUUAGCAAUAUUGUGGAAGAAGAACUUAUUGCUAAACAUUUUAAAACCAUCAUUGAGAUGGAAAACUCGGGUUUAAUUUUCAUGUUAAGAAAUGAAAAACUGGAUGAUCUUGGAAAAAUGUAUAAAUUAUUUGGUCGAGUCGCUAACGGUCACGAAGAGAUGAAAAACGCUAUUAGCAAUUACAUACAAGGGCUUGGUAUGACAAUAAAUGAAAUCAUUUCUAAUAAUGCUACUAUAACAACGACCACCGAAAAUAUUACCACUGAAGGUGAUCUACAAACUGAAACCUCUGUAGCAAUACAGUGGGUCCAGAAAGUUCUGGAUCUUAAAGACAAAUUUGAUAGAAUUCAGAAUUUGGCAUUGUCUAACGACGAAUCAUUCAAAACUGCUAUUAAUGAGUUUUUCAUCGCCAAAAAUUCGAAAUCACACGAAUUUGCCUCGUUGUUUAUAGACGAUUACCUUAAAAAAGAUUUGAAAGAAACCGAAGAAGCAGAUAAUAUAUUGCAUAAAGCUAGUUCAUUAUUCCAUAUCAGCAGUGAAAAAGAUAUUUUUGAUCAUCAACUAAUAAUAAGUCAGCUACCAGAUUUGAAAAUAUAG